GUCGUGCUUGGAAUCGGACCGGCCAAGAGCCAUGGAUCUCGAGGUGGUAGGACGCCACGCGCUCUUCUUCGACGAUGACGCCAUGGCGGCGUUCGUGAACUCGCCUGACGCCCUCGUCGACUGGAACUCCCUGUCCAUCGAUCGCUACGACGUGCGCCACCUCCUCUCCGCUCCCCCGCCGCCUCGCAGCAGGCGGCGCCACCAGUCCGCGCCGCUCCUUCACCCCGACUCCUCCCUAGAGUCCGAGCUGGAUUACGAGAGAUACCUCGACCUGCCGCUGCCUUCCGAUGAUGAAGAUCCAUCUAUCAGAUCUGGGACAACAUCAGCGAAUGAUGGUGGGUUUCGUGCUGUUGGCUUUUCGUACGGAAAUGCUGAGGAGUCAAUUGAUCAGAAAAAUGAUGAUACCGAGUCUGGUUUUCAACCACCCUUCUCUGUACCAGAAUGGUUACUCCAGAACCUGAUACCUGGAGCAGGAUGCAGUUCUUGUGAGUUGAGGUUGCCAUUCAUGGCUACCUUGAGCGAAGGGACUCACAGGUGGGAUUAGAAUGAUUGAAACUCAUUUUCCUGUCUGGAACCUUAACCACUUGAGCCCUUGCCCGAUGAAGCUUAUCUUCAUAGAGUUUUGUUUCUUGAUCUUUGUGGUUACCCGAUUAUGUGAGAUUCAACCGUUAAAUCUCUAUGAUUAUUUAUAUGAUCUUAUUGUUUACUUCGUUUCCUGUACUUCUCUCUGUUAAGGAAUUCUUCUUCUGUAUGUUUUCUUUUUUCCAGCCUCCGACAGAAAAGUUGCAUCAGAUCAUUGCCAGGACUGCUACAUUUGUGAGCAAGAAUGGUGGACAAUCGGAAAUUGUUUUGAGGGUGAAACAAGGAGAUAACCCCACUUUUGGGUUCUUAAUGCCAGAUCAUCAUCUUCAUCCAUACUUCAGGUUUCUUGUUGAUCACCAAGAACUCCUGAGAUCUGAUACUGAAGAAAAGUCUUCAGGCGAAUGUGCAGGUGGUGCAUUGUCUUUGCUUGGUGCAGUAUAUGAUUCUGGGGAGGAAGAGGAGAAUGAAGCUGAAACUUCCCCAGGAAAUAAUAAAUCUAAGAAUGCUAAGGAAGGUAGUGAUAUGCCUUCUUCUCAUAAAUCAGAAGAUACAGCAUCUUCUGCAAAUCUAGGAGGGAAAGAAGAACCAACUUUGAAGGAUCCACUUUCUUCUUUGAAAGAAAAGGCUUCUCUCAUAAAGAGAAACCAUUCCAUUUGUGCUGUCAAGGCUGGAUCUGAAGGUGCGCUUAAAAGGGAUGGUGAAGCCUCUUCAGUCAGUGCUUCUGCGGAGAAGAAGAGAUCCUCUGCUUUUCCCAAUUUAUUUACAGCCGAGACAUCUAUCAUGGAGCCUCCAUUUGAAAUGAAGCGGUUAGUUGAUAAGAUCGUUGAGUUCAUCCUGAAAAAUGGGAAACAAUUUGAAUCGGUUCUUGCUGAACAAGAUAAAGAUCAUGGGAGAUUUCCAUUUCUUCGGCCAUCUAACCAGUACCACUUGUACUACUUAAAAGUCCUCGAGGAGGCACAACAGGCAAAAUUCCCUGGAAAGAAAAAUGACGCAUCAAUUCAUGGGGCGGAAAAGAAAUCCGUUCAUAAGGAUAGUGAUAGCCUAUCAUUGGGGUCUGAUAUACCCGAUGACUUGAAUAAGAAAGAGAAAUUUAAGAUGGUGAUAGGAAGGAUGAAAAAAGACGGGCAGGAGCAGCCCCCGAAGGAAUCUCGAGAGGAGCUUGGAGUUUGUGUGGACGCAGCAGCAGCUGCUGCUAUACUUCAGGCUGCUCGUAGAGGUAUUAAGAAUCCCAACCUUGAAGUACUCCCAAGGACCCAGUCACUUAAUGGAGGACAGAGCCUUGGAAGUGAGUCCUCGAAGCCUCUAGGUGGGCCUCUACCCCCUGCCACAGCCAUUGCAGAGACUGCCGCUGCUGUGACUGCUUCUGAAGCCGAUUCUUCAGAGGCGGGGUUGACUAAAGACCAGAAGCUGAAGGCUGAGAGGCUGAAACGGGCAAAGAUGUUCACUUCAACGCUGAAAAGUGGAGCUGUUCCAUCGAAAUCUCCUCCUUCAGAGUCGGUGAUCUCGGGUUUGGGUGUGGAUGUGGAGCCUCCAAGGGAAAGGGAAGGCAGUUCGGUGCCACCUGAUUCUGAUGCCAUAGAGAGAACUGGGCGGUGGCUGAAGAGGAGUUACCGCUCAAGAAGUAAAAAGCAGGACGAGGAUGAUGAAGAAGAAGAGGAGGAGGAAGAAGAAAGGGAUGGAGAUGGAGAAGAAAACACAGAGAGAGACCAUAAGCACUCGAGGAAGAAGAAGCACAAAUCUCAUCUAUCAUCUCAUCAUAGCAAGGAGGGGCACAAAAAGCAUAGGAAGAAGCAUUCCUCUUCCUCCUCAAAGGACAAAGACUCGAGACACCAGAGACAUAGGCAUGAGGAUGAUAUAGCUAGCUCAUCUGAUGAUGAGGAGUACAGGCACAGGAGGCAUCGAAGGAGGAGGAAGCACAGGUCUGAUGAUGACGAUGAGGAAGACAAGGAUGAGCAUCACCAUAGCAAAUCCCGGCGGAGGCACAAGAGAGAUCGUAGGGAUAGGGAGAAUUCAGAGGAAGAAAUGCUAGCUGCAAAAGCGGGUGAUUCCAAAAGACAUAGUGGGGCUGAUCGGGAUAUUUAUAGAGAAACAUUGGUGGAUGCAUCGAGUUCUUCUAUUAAGGCAUCUGAGACCACUGAGGUUCCUGACGAUCUGAGGGCGAAGAUUCGAGCCAUGCUGAUGGCUACUAUGUAAAGCUAUGUUCAUCCUAUGGUUAUCUGAUUGGUCUCUCUCUCUCUCUCUCUCCAAGUAAGCUGAUCAAAAGAGCGAUUCUAUUAGAUGUUUGUGUCGCUGAUAGAUAGCUUGUUUUGUACUACAGGAGCAAUGCUCUAAUGCACCUUGUAUGGUUAGGAAUACUGAUUGUGCAUUCUCGAGUUUCAGUCAAAUGUGAGUCGCGCCAUUUCGAAUUCAUAAUUUCUUUGAUUAAGUCGAUCUAUGGUUAGCAUCACAAGUUGGUUGCAUCUAGUUAUGUCUGUUUCCAGCUUUGAUGUUGAGUACGGCAGAACUAGAAAUGAGGUGUUUAUUGCACUCCCUUGUAGCAACACUUUAAGUUCAUCUCCA
Molecule: messenger RNA, 3141 nt
Organism: Punica granatum (pomegranate)
Lineage: Eukaryota; Viridiplantae; Streptophyta; Magnoliopsida; Myrtales; Lythraceae
Source: RefSeq, a predicted model, not a curated record